AUCACAGCAUCACAACAAGAACUAGCUCACAUCCUCUCACUAAUACAUUGAGAUCGCAGCUGAGAAUCUGACAUGGUUUCCAAGAAAACCAUGUCCUCCCUCGUGGCGCUGCUGCUCGCAUGCAGUUCCAUGAGCAGCGCGGCUCGGUACCUGGAGGAGACGAAGCCCGAGUACCCGCCGCACCCCGCCGUGCCGGAGAUCCCCAAGCCAGAGUACCCGCCGCACCCCACCGUGCCGGAGAUCCCCAAGCCCGAGCUGCCACCACACCCCACCGAGCCAGAGCACCCCAAGCCGGAGCUGCCGCCACACCCAACCCUGCCGGAGCUGCCCAAGCCUGAGCUGCCACCGCACCCCACCGUGCCGGAGCACCCUGUGCCAGAGCUGCCACAGCCCGCCGUGCCGGAGGUGCCUCACCCCGUGCCUGAAGUGCCAAAGCCCGAGCUGCCCCACCCUGCCGUGCCGGAGGUGCCGAAGCCCGAGCUGCCGCCUCACCCCGAGGUACCGGAGCUGCCGAAGCCGGAAGCUCCUCACGUGCCGGAGGCGCCGAAGCAUGAGCUCCCGCCUCACCCCGAGGUACCGGAGCUGCCGAAGCCGGAAGCGCCUCACGUGCCGGAGCCGCCGAAGCAUGAGCUUCCGCCCCUGCCCGAACCCGAGCUGCCGAAGCCGGAGAGCCACUACCCGGUGCCAGAGGCCAAGCCAUGAUCGAAUGAAUGAACUGCACAUGCGCCCGUGUUGCUCCAGCUAGUAAAAACGCGUUCUGUUUCUGUACUUGGUGUGCAUACAUACGAUGGAGUAGUAUAGGAGCGUGACGUUCAGUGUUGUACGUUGUGCUUGCUGCUUUGAUUUAUCCGUUGAUGUCCUACCUGUAUAUGUAUAUUGCCUUCGGCGUAUCAUCAUAUAUAUACACGAAUAAUUUCAUUACUUGUGCUA
Molecule: messenger RNA, 930 nt
Organism: Panicum virgatum (switchgrass)
Lineage: Eukaryota; Viridiplantae; Streptophyta; Magnoliopsida; Poales; Poaceae
Product: protein PELPK1-like
Exons: 1
Coding region: 73-702 (209 amino acids)
Source: RefSeq, a predicted model, not a curated record